Molecule: messenger RNA, 1224 nt
Organism: Morus notabilis
Lineage: Eukaryota; Viridiplantae; Streptophyta; Magnoliopsida; Rosales; Moraceae
Exons: 6
Coding region: 1-1224 (407 amino acids)
Biological process (GO): DNA integration
Molecular function (GO): nucleic acid binding
Source: RefSeq, a predicted model, not a curated record
AUGCCACCAUAUCAGCCACAACAGAUGCUAUACCCUCCUGUGCCGACUUAUCAACCACCUCCGUUUACACAAUUUCAGCCUCAAGCGCCGAGACUGGUACAACCACCUCCGCCGCAACAGUAUAGGCCUCUGACCCAACGGCCAAAUGUUGGUGACAGAGGGAAAGGAAAAGUACAGGGACAAGCUUAUGCCCUGGCAGGAGGCAAUUCUGGAGGUCAGACCAGCAACCCGGUAAUGAGUGUGCGUAGAUCGUGUGAAAUCACAAUUGGGAGUGAGCGAAUGAGAGCUGACUUGAUUAUCCUUCCGAUGAGCUUGUUUGAUGUGGUCCUCGGAAUGGAUUGGUUCUCGAAAUACGGAGCAAUUGUUGAUUGUUACCGUAGGAGAGUGACUCUGAUGACUAAGUCUGGAACAACGAUUUCUUAUCAGGCAGAUUUGAAUCUAGUCUUAGGAGAACGACUGUUGAAGUACAGUGUUGGGGGACGGAGGAAUCUAGCAUGUUUUUCUUCACUUCUUGCUUUGGAAAGUGAGCACGAGAUAACUGGAGAUAGUGCGGGAAUCCUUGUAGUGGAUGAAUUUACGGAUGUAUUUCCUGAUGAGCUACCUGGUUUACCGCCAGAUCGGGAAAUUGAAUUCUGUAUUGAUUUAGUUCCGGGAACGGCACCUAUUUCCAUCCCUCCAUACCGGAUGGCUCCGGCAGAGAUGAAAGAAUUAAGAACACAACUUGAGGAGCUGGCAGAAAAAUGGAGAAUUUCUGUAGAUCCUUCUAAGAUCGAGACUGUGCUACAGUGGGAAAGACCGAAGAAUGUUGCGGAGAUUCACAGUUUUCUCGGACUUACAGGGCAAAGGAGAUGGGUGGAGUAUAUGGAAGAUUACGACUUCACUCUACAAUAUCAUCCGGGAAAAGCUAAUGUGGUGGCUGAUGCCCUUACUGAGCAUCGGAAGCCAGCAGGAGAGUUACAACCUCUUCCUGUCCCUAGAUGGAAAUGGGAGCACAUCACCAUGGACUUUCUGAUGGGGCUACCGAGAACUGAGCUGAAGUACGAUGCCAUCUGGGUGGUGGUGGAUAGGUUGACGAAGUCUGCGCACUUCAUACCGUUUCAUGCAACGUAUUCUCGGAAGAUUCUGUCAGAAUUGUAUCUGGAGCACAUCGUGAGAUUACACGGAGUGCCACUGUCAAUCACAUCCGAUCGUGAUACCCGCUUCAAUGCAAGGUUGGGAAGGUAG